UGAGCAAGUGGUGCCGAAGGAACACGAGGACCCUGGAUUCGUUCGUUUCGCAUGCGAGCUCACGUCAGUGCGAGCCCCGCUCCGCGCGAGUGUUCGUCCAGCUAACCGACGGUAGUGACUUCUUCACGAGGACUCUGGCGAUCGCGAUACGAGAAAAUGGGCGAGGGACAGCCGACUUACAAAUUGAUCUACUUCAACGCUCGCGGCCGUGCCGAGCAUAUACGAUACAUAUUUGCCUACGCUGGCAUUGACUACAUCGACGAGAGGAUCCCCAAGGAACGCUGGCCGGAGCUGAAAAAGUCGAUGCCUUAUGGAAUGCUGCCGGUGCUAGAGAUAGACGGGAAACUGAUAGCGCAGAGUAACGCAGUAGCCAGACACUUGGCAAGGAAGCACAAUCUAACUGGGAGGGACGAAUGGGAAGCGAUGCUGUGUGAUGUUCUUGUCGAUACCCUCGGAGAUCUCAAGCAAAUAAUAUCCCAGUAUCGCACCGAGGAGGAUCACUUCAAGAAAGAAGAAAAGAAGGCGAAACUUGUGAAAGAAACGAUACCGUUUUACUUGAACAAGUUUGAGCAAACUGUUGGCGAGAAUGGAGGCUACGCCGUCGGAUCUACCACCACGUGGACGGACUUCGUAUUCGCGGUGGCUCUUGAAAAUUUCGAAAAUAUUUUUGGCGCACACGCGUUAGAAAAUUAUCCUGGAUUACGAGCACUAAAGAAAAGAGUCCAUGGGAUACCUGCUAUUGGCGAUUGGCUGGCGAAACGACCUCAUACGGAAUUUUAAAUAUGACUUUUUUUUAACGAACGGGUACAUAUCUACACAGUCUGCGCGUGCUUAAUCGAAAAUAAUUAAACGUUUGUUAACAUUAAGAAUCGUCAAUGUUACCAUGUGUUCUAUCGAUGUGUAAAAUGAUGUAACGAUGUUGCAUAUCCGUAUCGGUCCAUUUGUUGAAAAUGUGUGAAUUAAUGUUAAAUAAAGUUCGUCUUCUUUCGUUUAACUUAUAAGACGAAAUAUGUUUCUAUCACAAGUUGUGAUUUACAUCAACUGAAUUUUAUGUUUCCGUUGAAUGCAUUGCAGUCUGGAGUGCUUUAAAUGUUUCGGGGUAAGUAAUUGCGGAAGAAACUCGCAUCGUUAAUAUCAAAGUGAAUCUUAAUAUUAUUCAAGGACAAUAUUUUUAUAAUAUUGUCAAUAUUACUUCACAGUCACUUUGCGUGCCAUUUUAAAUGUUCAACAAAUCUAUUUAUAUGUUUUCCCGUGUUACUAGAAAAAGAUACAACGUUUCGCAUGCAAAGUGACUUUGAGAUAAUUAUGAGAAAAACUCACCGAUCAUACCUGACUGUAUACAAGAACAAUUUCAUUUUCAUUUGGCAACAAUGUAACGCAUCAUUAGUCACGAUACACGCUGUAUAUCAAAUAUUAUUUCCUUUCGCACAAAAAUCUGAUUUUGCAAGAAUUUAAUUCCAUUAGAUUGAUUAAAAAUGUAUGAAAUACAUGCUUCACAAAUUAUUAUAUUUAGGCAUCAUGUAAAUGUUGAAAACAAUAAUGUGGUAACGUAGUUAAAAUUCACCAAGAUUAAUGUAAAAUAGCAAAUACCUUAGUCAAAGAUACAUAAUUAUAAUUAAUAAAAUCUUCGUACUGUUUUUACUUCCUAAUGUUCUUCAAUCCAUCGAGCACAUUUUUCUUCAAUUUUCAUUUUUAUACAACGAACUGUAAAAACAAAAAUCUCUAUAAGUGAUUGCAGUUUGUUGAUCAGUUUUCGUAAUUAAGUUUUAUAAAACGAAAGCUUUCUACCAAAGAAUAUUCACUCUACAUGUUUAACUCUUCGUUAAAUACAUUCAGGCAGGCACAGUUUUUUGUGUUCAGCAUGAUGAGUCACUGCGAUCAAUCUUACACGAUAGUGAAAAUUAGGCGUGGAUCACUCGUAGCUUGAGCCACUAGAUACGCAGAUUGCUGUGUAGAAGUUUCGGGAAUCCGCCAUUUCUACCUUUAUGUAAUUUUAAUAAAGCUUCACAUUUUUAAGAUUAUAAUGUGUUGACACGACAUAAUGGAAAAUAUAUUAAUGUCAAAGCAGAAUAUGUUGAAAAACAAUAAAACCACUAGUUAAAACUUUUGUUUUAAUAAAGCCAUUAAUUCAAAAUUAUUUGUUACUUCUCUCAUAUUUUCCCGAAACUUUUGCAGUAAUCACAUAAAAGUACAGCCUGUAGAUCACCAAUGGUCCACGCCGGGUCGAACGCAUUAAACAAUCACCUUUUAUUUUCAAUUGAGCAGUGUGUAUACAAAAUGCUAUCAAGAAUUGAAGCAAGAAAAACAUCAAUUCGUAGAAAUAAGCCUGAUGACGCGCUUGGUUACAACUAAUUGUUACAGAUUAAGUGUUAAGAAACAGUAUAAUGUAUGUUGCAUCGUUGUCACUGCAAUAAAUGCCGGCUAGUCGAGUAAUAAUAAUUCUGCGAAAAGAAGCAACAACGAACGGGUUUACUCCUUUCACUAAUUACCCACCGCAAUGCCAAUGUCGUUCCUUUUUCACAAUGAUGUGCAACUCUUUUGAAGUGUACCGAUGAUAAAUAAAAAAGAAGAGUUUCGUUGCGCAAUGAUUUAAUCAAUUACCCAGAGUUCGCUACGUUACGAAUCAUAUUCUAUCCCUGCUGGUUUAUCGACAGUAAACACUUAACACGGACUUAGGAUAAGUUUGCGUUUAGCGUCCGUUGAUAACAGGACUGCGAUAAAGAAACCGUGCUUAUCGUUUGUUUAAUAGAAACAGUCAAUCCUACAUGACUUUAUUUUCAUCCUGAUAAAUUCGACAAAAGAUAGAAUAACUAUAUUCGGCAUGAACGCGAAGUGAGAAUUAUGCGUGUAAAUUUAUGGAAAUGAUUGUAAAGCUAUUUAAUUUGAAUAAUUUAUUUAACCUGCAUCCAGUUUGAACCAGGAAAAUGAUAUUUUAAAAAUUGUCAUGUCUCAUUAGUUGGAACUGAUUUCAAUGGAAACGAGAAAUUAAUAAUAUGAUAAUUUAUUACGAUGAACGCUCAUUUUUAAUAUUUGUAGACCUAUAAUGCAAAUUUUUAAUGUCUAAUUGCGCGAUAUAUUGUAAGAAAGUAAGAAUGUAGAUAUAAUUAUUAUCCAUAUGAGAUGUUUUAAAAGAUGAAAGAGAAACAAUAUUAUUGUAAGAAAAACAGAAAUAUUAUAAAUCUAUGUGAAAAUAAUAUUUAUGUUUUGAAAACAUAAUUUCGUACAAAGUUUAUUCAAUAUUAAUAGAUUGCGAAUGUUUAUGCAAUUGCGUAGUUUUAUAAACAAUAAAUUAAAAAAGGAGAUGUGGAAAAAGAUUUGUUUUGUGAUUAAAUAGCUGUUUAAAAAUAUCCUUAUGCUACAAAAUUUGCAUAUUUCAUAUUUCCUAUUUUAUGCACAUAAAAAUAUAGCUUUACUAAAUGAAUCCUAGACAUUUUGAACGAAAAAGUUCAGUAAUUUAAAUUAUUUAAAUUUAAUUAUUUAAUUAUUUAAUUACUAAAUUUAAUUUGUAUUUAAAUUUAGUAAUUAGUGUUUAAUAAAAGUUAUUUUUGCGCCCUGUUUGGCGUUACGUACAAAUUGAUAAAAUAGCAUUAUCAUUAAACAAAUUUGCUUUUAGAUAUCACUGAAGGAUUGAAAUCUCUAUUUACCGAAUAUGGAGAUAAAAUCAGAAUAAAACAUAAAUCUGAAAUUUAGUAUCAACUACAAACCUAGUGCUAUAUUCUAUUAAAUUGUAUUUUCUUUUACAUAUACUUUUCAUAUUUUUGCAUAAAUAUUCGCAAUUCAAACAUUUUGUACACACACAUGCUUUUACUUAUUUAUUUUUCCUUAUAACAGUAAGUAGUGAAAGCAGUUGUUAUCAGGUAUGUUGAAACAGUACCGUAUAUAAGAUUCCAUAAAAUGAAAUUAAUACUCUCUAAACAUUACAGUUGUAAUGUUCUUUUAGUACAGAUAUUUUAUAUAAAUUGCGUUUAUGUAUUCAUUCCGUUUUUUAAAAUGUGCGAAAGCAUUUGUAAUGCAAAAAAUUUUCAA
Molecule: messenger RNA, 4026 nt
Organism: Nomia melanderi (Alkali bee)
Lineage: Eukaryota; Metazoa; Arthropoda; Insecta; Hymenoptera; Halictidae
Product: glutathione S-transferase
Biological process (GO): glutathione metabolic process
Molecular function (GO): glutathione transferase activity
Source: RefSeq, a predicted model, not a curated record